CAAUUGUUCAGGGGGGAAACAAUUUGUUGGUGCGCAACUAGUGUGCGCUUCAGGAGUCUCCGGUUUCUGUAUUUUCUUGGGGGAUUUUUUUUGUCUGCAGGGAGAGAAGAGUGAGGCGGCGUGUGACUGUUUAUAGGUGUAAAUAUCAUAAUACAAUGUUAUGUUGUGAAUUGUAUCGCUAUUAGGCUGCAGGUACCGGAAGUAUAAGUGUUAAACCGAUUGGGGAGUUGCUCAAUGUGCCUAUAUACAGGUUUAGGAUUUCUGGGUGUUAAAUAUAUUUUAGACUAUUUACUGUAAAAUAAAUGAGUGCAUCAGAUCAAAAAUAUUUGUAGGAUUUCGACUAUCCAAGUACAGCCCUGUAGAAAUCACACCCUUCUGUCCACUUUUAAAGACUCUCUCCCACCCUCCCACCUUUAUACUGUAAACAGAAAGCAAUGUUCUAUUCUGCACUAGCCACUAAAUCAGUAUUGAUCUAUCAGAGUUAAACAUGCUGUAAUUCGGAAACUGGACAUUUUUUAAUUGAUAUAUAAUGUACUUGUGAAUGUUAGAUGACGAAACAUUAAACAUGUAUGCAACAGUAAUGUCUUCUGUGCUAUACAACAUUUAAAUUCUUACACAUUUCACAAUAUUGCUCUCGGUGGUGAUACAUUAUCGCACAAUUAAAGAUUUGUAAUGUAUAUUUCUUUCAUGUAGUUUUUUUAAAAAAUUUUUUUUAGGUGCCUUGUUCCAAAAUAUCACCAGUCACCAUGCCUACGGUGGUGGUGAUGGAUGUCUCUCUUUCAAUGACACGACCUGUUCCAGUGGAGGGGACGGAAGACUUCCAACGCAAGCACUUAGCUUCUCAUGGCCUCACAAUGCUAUUUGAACAUAUGGCGACUAACUACAAGCUGGAAUUCACUGCUUUAGUUGUAUUUUCAUCUCUCUGGGAACUGAUGGUUCCUUUCACCAGAGAUUAUAACACACUUCAGGUACAGAAUUAGGAUGAUUAUAAUUAAUGUUGUCUGUUUAUAAACAAGCUUUGGAAUUUUUUUUAAUUUGCUAUAACAUUUGCAGUUCCCAUACAAAGUUUCCACAAAACAGUUUAUUGAAUAAAUUCUAAUACCAUGAUUAUAAUUUGAGAAAUUAGCCUUAUGAUUUAUUGUAUGAUAAGCACAAUGGUCAGUUUACAGAAGAGUUGCAGUAUUUAAGUUAAAUUGCAUAGGUUUUUGACAUUUUGUUUUGUUCACAAGUAAAGUUUGCAAAUUCGGUCUAAAAACAUUCAGUGUCACUGUUUGGAAAUGAAACGUCUUAAAAGUUGGAAUGGUUUGUGAGCUCCACACAUGAGCUUUAUGAACAGGUUUGUGUUAAAAAUUAAUCUUCAAAAAGCUUUUCUAAAUUGUGAUUAUAUGUUCUUUUAUGUCCUCAAUGAAUAGAAUUGGUAAUACACAUAUUUAAAAAUUACAUAUGCCUGUCCAGAGUCAAGGUUUUCUUUUAGGUCAGCUAAUUGCAGUAAUCUGUGAGGCUCUUAAUGUAUUGUUGCUGUCUCUUUUUGUUUCUUUCAGGAAGCCCUAAGCAACAUAGAUGACUAUGACAAGACAUGUCUGGAAUCUGCUCUGCAAGGGGUGUCCAGCGUUGUCCAACAGGAAUGGGGGGCUUCAACUCCUUGCCAGGUAGACUAACAGUGGCUCAGUAAAAACUGGCACAGAGAUGUUUAAGAGCAUUUGUCCUUUUUCAGUGAAUCAUUGUAAGAUAACAUUUGUUAUCACUCUGCUAUUCCUUCAUUUAAAUAAUAAUGUACAAUUUGUCAUGCCAGCAAUAUUGUGGUUAUUUGUCUGCCUGUCUCUUGUUUUGAUAAUUUUUGGGGGAUAUAGGUUCUGUCUGUGUUUAGUGUAUUUUGUCUGUGAUGCUACUUAAAUUACAUUUUAAUCCACCUUACUGAUACUUCAUGUAUUUUUACUGUACAAAUACUAGAUUACAGCCAUACACAAGACAAAUCUAUAAAAUAAAACUGAAAAUAUUUUAGAUUAAUGGGAAGGGGGAUAACGUUAUUGUACAUAAACACACAUCAAAACGUGUCCUUGUUUAAGCCUCACAUUUAGACCUUUCCAAAUGUCCAAAUAUGAGACCGAGAAAGUGGACACGUUUCUAAUGUGAAUAAAAUAGCACUGUGUUGCCUUUGCUUAAAAGGUCAAGGUUAAUCAAAGUGUGUGUGUUUUAAUUGUCUGAAUAUGUUUAUUGUUUCUUUCCUGAACCACUAAUGACCAGUCAGCAUGACACCAGUACAUGAGUUUUUCUGAUUCUGGCUAGAACAAAAUUCUGAAAUAGAAUGUUGUGGAGAAAAGGUAGAAAUCUAGUUCUGCAGUAAGUGUAGUGGUGACUGUUGAGUUACAUUCUCUCCAUUGUACCUGAUUAUUUGCUUUACUUAUCAGCAUGUAAUUUAUGGAGAUGUGAAGUUUACAGCCGUAUACAUUUGUUCCUUGCAUAUUGCAAUUUUUUUAUCUUUUUCAGAUAGUGCUGGUUACUGAUGGAUGUCUGGGCAUUGGGAGGGGAUCCCUGCAUCAUUCCCUUGCAACUCUUAAUCAACGUAGUGAAAGUAACAGGUUCCCCCUGCCCUUUCCAUUCCCCUCCAAGCUUUAUGUAAUGUGCAUGGCUAAUCUGGAAGAGGUGAGAUGAUCUGCAAGCUUUCUUGCAUUAUGACAAAGCUAAUUUGGGGUUCGCACAACAAUCAAAUCUAAAAGAGAACUCAUCGGUAACAUUUCUCAGUAGAGUGCACCAAAAUCCAAAUUUAAUUUUCAUUUUAUACAAGACACCGAUAGGCCCAUGCUGUAGAACUUACUGUUUAGUUUAUUCUACAUAAGUUGGUGGUUAAUGUAAAGGACAGUUAAUGCUUUGCUUUUAUGCUUCUGUUGUAAUUCAAAUAUUUGGAUCCCUUUCUCUUUAACAGCUGCAGAGCUCAGAUUCAUUAGACUGUUUGGAACGACUUAUAGAUCUGAAUAAUGGGGAAGGACAGAUCUUCACUAUUGAUGGGCCUCUGUGUCUGAAGAAUGUCCAGUCAAUGUUUGGGUGAGCUUGAAAUAUGCAACCUGUAUUUAAUAGUUUUCUUGUGUGUAGUGAAGGCAAACUGUGCUAUUCUAUUCACAUCAAAAACGUACAUUUUUCAGUCUCUGAUUUGGACGUUUCUUGAAAAAUUGACAUGUUUUGAUGUGUACGUGUCUUAUGUAUACUAAAUUCAGGGGCUGCUUCAUUAGGUUCUCCUGUAUAGAUGUGGGUAAGAUACCAUUUGCCCCAGAAAACGCUAGUGUGGAAUAAAGAAAGUGCUGAAAACUUUCUCUAGUGUCCAUGAUUCCUACAUAGGCUCUCAUGUUUCCAGCUGAUUUUUCAGACAUACAUUUAUUGUACAAACGGCUCAUUAUAUACAUCACACUUUGGAUGACCUGUGAUUUAGAUGUGGAGAGGACUGUGCAAGACAAAGCAAACUAUAUUCGCUAUCAUCAUUGUGCUGCCAGAAUGAGAUGAUGAGCGUUUGUCUUAUGGAGCUUUGGACUGCAAACAGUAUCCAUUAACCAUAAAGGCAAAUGUUUAUGGUCAGUACAGCCAUUGUUAACUGUCAGGACUGUCUAAAUAGAUUGUCACUAUUUGCUAAAUUAUAUCACAUCUUUGAAAAUCCAACGAGUGCUCUCAUUUCUUAGUUUGAUACAUAUAACGCUGUGCAGCACCCUGGUAAUUAUUAUAUUAUUUGCAUUUUCAAGGCAGAGUGCCAGAUUCUUUUCAUUUUUCUAUAUGUAUAUGUGUGUGUGUGAUGAGUAACAAGUGCACAAGUUAGGUCAUGCAUUGAAAUUAUCAAGGUUUAUCCUUUGGUUUGAUUUUUUUUUUUUUGGCACUCAAGGUAAGUGGUAAGAUUUUCAGGUUCAUAAAAUCUAGAUAAUAGAAAGAAAAAAACAAAUAUAUACACAAGAAAUACAAAUGCACCUAACCAACUCAGUGGUAAGAAUAUGCAAAGGUACUUAACUGAGUAUAAGGUCGAUACAGCUUCCCAAGAGGUUUCCCCCAAACGAACCUCAAAUACAGAUAUGUGAAUAGACAAAAUUGGGAUACAGCUGAAUAACUAAAAAACACAAGAAUGCAUAGCACAUAGUGAAGUACAAUCACAAUAAUAAAAUAUGACCCACAAUGAUUGCACUCACAAAAUAGUGAUGAAUAGUGCGCCUUUAAGCCCACAUAGGGCUGCAGUAGCGUUCACCCUCCACGGAUAGGUUGCUCUGUCUUCCAAGAAAUGGGAGUAUGCCAGUAAAAUGUAAAAAAUCCUUUUAUUAUUAAAGGCACUAAUAAGCCUAUAUCAAAAAUCAAUAAAUGAAAUAUAGAAAAAAUACUGCAAUCUAACGCGUUUCGUCCAUACAAAUUGGACUUCCUCAGAGACAAUUUUGCAGUAUACACAGUAUAUAAAAUACAAAGCAUGCAUAAUUCCCACCCCCAACAGAGUCCCUUAAAUACAACCAAUCCAUAUGUUGAUUGGAGGAUUUCUUCAUAGAGAACACCUCUUCAAUAAGAGAAUAUUUCUUCCAGGUGAUCUUCACCUUAAAAUUCGCGGCUAAAAUCAGCUGAUUAUCCGUCCGUCCAUGUGUUAAUAUUAUGCAUUCCAAAUGUCAACUUCCGGUUGCGUUCCACAUACGUAUUUCCGGUGGUGGAUAUGAACGGACGUCAUGGACGCUAACGUUGCGUUCCAAAACAAGAUGUAUGCGUUCCAAAUAAUCAAGCCGCUCGAGUGGCUAAAAAGGCUAAAAAAACAGUCUUAAAAUAAUAACAACAAUUAAUAUAACCAUUCUCAUGUUACAAAUUCGAACACAUACACUACAGAAACAGAUCAUCAUCAAAUGGAAAAUGGGAUUUACAUCCUCUGCCACAAAAAUGAAUAUUAAAUUAAAAUAUAAAAAUGAGAAAUAAAUAUGAAAAUAUUAUUAAUUAAUAUACAUAUAUAUAUAUAUAUAUAUAUAUAAAAAUAUAUAUACAUAAAUAUUAAAUAAAAAUAAUAUUAAAAGAUGAAAUGAAUAAACAAAGAAAAAAACAAAAACAAAAAAAAAACAAAUGUAAAUAUGAAAAUAAAUAAAAUUAAAUGGAAAAUACAAUAAAAUAAAAUUAAAAAAAUUAAAUUAAAAAUAAAAAUAAAUGAAUAUAAAAUAAAAAUAAAUCAAAAUAAAAAUAAGUAUAAAUAUAAAUGAAAAUAAGAAUUGAAAAUAAAUGGAAUUAAAAUAACAAAUAAAAAAUUAAAACUAAAUAUAAUAAUAAAAAUAUAAUUUUAAUAGGUGUAUGAAAGGCAGAAGAUGGAAAUCCCCCAUCAAAUAAGUAGUAAUGUUAUACCAUAAAACUAGCCAGAUCCACAUCUAUAUUUAAACCUUUGGGUGACAAGGUAUCCAAAUGGUAAAUCCAAUAGGUCUCCCGUUGUGCUAGUUUCAAUUCCCUGUUGCCUCCUCUCCAAUGAGGGGACACAUGUUCUAUACCACAACCCUUGAAAUCCCUCCAAUUAAAGGCCUGGCAUGUGUUACAGUGAACAGGCACUGAAUGAGUUAUACCUUUCCUUAUAUUGUUAAUAUGUUCCAUAAGGCGAAUUUUAAGGUGAAGAUCACCUGGAAGAAAUAUUCUCUUAUUGAAGAGGUGUUCUCUAUGAAGAAAUCCUCCAAUCAACAUAUGGAUUGGUUGUAUUUAAGGGACUCUGUUGGGGGUGGGAAUUAUGCAUGCUUUGUAUUUUAUAUACUGUGUAUACUGCAAAAUUGUCUCUGAGGAAGUCCAAUUUGUAUGGACGAAACGCGUUAGAUUGCAGUAUUUUUUCUAUAUUUCAUUUAUUGAUUUUUGAUAUAGGCUUAUUAGUGCCUUUAAUAAUAAAAGGAUUUUUUACAUUUUACUGGCAUACUCCCAUUUCUUGGAAGACAGAGCAACCUAUCCGUGGAGGGUGAACGCUACUGCAGCCCUAUGUGGGCUUAAAGGCGCACUAUUCAUCACUAUUUUGUGAGUGCAAUCAUUGUGGGUCAUAUUUUAUUAUUGUGAUUGUACUUCACUAUGUGCUAUGUAUUCUUGUGUUUUUUAGUUAUUCAGCUGUAUCCCAAUUUUGUCUAUUCAUAAAAUCUAGAGUAAAUUCAUAUAAACUGAUUGGAUGUUGCACACACCUCCAAACCAAAAAUGAUAAUGCUAGUUUGUGAAAAUCCAUGUCUGAAAUUUGGUAAAGUGACUACAUUAAAUAUGUUUACUUUCAGCAAACUAGUGUUCCUAUGGAAAGAUAUAAUGGAGGCAUUUGAUAUACCUAAUAGAUUAGUAAAUGGACUAUGUAUAUGUGUUUGUGUAUUAUAAAUAGUUUGAGCAUAAUAAACAUUAGACCAAGGGGAUGUAUGCACAAUAAUUCCAUUUUUAGAUUAUCAGUUAAAACCUGUGUUCAUUGCCCCUUGAGCUUAUUAUGUGUGAUAACGAGUUCAAUAGAAACUUUUAACGGAGCACUCUAAGCAGCAAUACAACUUUAGCUUAAUAAAGCAGUUUUAAUGUGUAGAUCAAGCCCCUGCAGUCUAACUGCCCAAUUAUCUGCCAUUUAGGAGAUAAAACACUUUGUUUAUGCAGCCCUAGUCACACCUCCCCUACAUUUAGCCCACACAAUCUCCCUACACAUUUCCUGUAAAGAGAUCUGAUUCCUUGAACUACCAACAUUACACAGUUGGUUUAAUUUAGUAGUUUUUAUCUCCUGCUCUGUUAAUAAACUGUUAGAGCCUGCAAGUGCCUCCUGUGCAUGAUUAAAGUUCAAUUAACAGCAGGAGAGAAGAACUUCUAAAGUAACAGACUGCUAUGCUAGUGAUCUGAUGGAAAAUGAAACACAUUUUUCAUGUUGGUGGUGUCAGUCACAGCCAGGGCAGGUGUGGGUAGGGCUGCAUGAACAGAAACACAAGUUUUAACUCCUAAAUGGCAGAGAAUUAAGCAGUGAGACUGCAAGGACAUUGUCUAUACCAAUAAGCUAAAGUUGUUUUGGUGCUUAUAGUAUCCCUUUAAUGAGUUAUGCCUUUGCAAGUUGAUGGUUUUAAUGCAUUGCUUUUAAAUAAAGUGCUUGGAUUUAAAGGAAACUGAUCGAUGUGGCAUAUACCCCAUUCCAUGCUGUGCUGAAGUGUGGAAACCUUUCUUCAGAUGUUCAGGUCUUCCCAAGGCCAGAGCCAGUUGUCACAGAUGAAGAAAUAGAACCUAUUCCUAAAGUCAUUAACACAGGUAAACAGCCGAACACUAACAUAAUGGAUUUACACAGGCAGCAAACCACUACAGACCAUUUUAACCCCUUAAGGACGGAUCCAAAUGUACACGUUGUGAACAAAACAAAAUGUAAACAAAACCUGGCAUUUGCCCUACAUGUAUGUCCAACCGUAAUUCACCUCUUUCAUAGUAAAUGCACCCACCCUUAUUAUACAUAAUUUUAUUCAGGGGAAACAGGGCUUUCAUUUAAUAUCAAAUAUUUAAAUGGGAGAAAAUAAGAUUUCUUUUUUUAGUUCUACAUGACAUUUUAACUGUCAAUGUCAUAAUACUGUUUGCUUUUACUGCAAUAAAAUACACAUAUUUGUAUUCAGCAAAGUCUCACAUGUAAGACAGUACCCCCUAUGUACAGGUUUUAUGGUGUUUUGGGAAGUUACAGGGUCAAAUAUAGCAGGUUACAUUUGAAAUUGAAAUUCGCCAGAUUGGUUACGUUGCCUUUGUAACUGUAUAGUAGCCCAGGAAUGAAAUUUACACCCCUAAUGGCAUACCAUUUGCAAUAGUAGACAAUCCAAGGUAUUGCAAAUGGGGUAUCUUUUUUAGUAGCCAUUUGGUCACAAACACUGGCCUGAUUAACAUUUGCAAUCUUUGUGCCCACUCCUCAAAAGCCCCUGUUUGUAACUCACGAUUGAAUAAGAACUGAGCAAUAUACUCUUCUUUUCUCUUGUUACAUGGAGAAAAAUACACAAUCAUCGAGUUUAUGACAAAAGUAGUUUGCAAAAUAUCUUAUGGUUGCAUACUAGAAACAUGAUUAACAAUAUUAAGGUGAUAACAGUAGCUGGAUAUUACACGUAUAGCCUGUGUUGCAUGUUUCAUAUAUCAUGGUUAUGCAAUGUAUAAUGUUUUUGUUAUUGAUUAUUACACUUCCUUAUCUCUCUGUAGAUUUGGAAGUUGUGGGAUUUAUUGAUAUUGCAGAUAUUUCUAGUCCUCCUGUCUUGUCUCGUCACCUGGUCCUACCCAUUGCUUUAAACAAAGGUGAGAACGUAUAUCUAAUGUUUAGAGAUGUCAGAUUGCACCUGUGAGUGAGAUGUGACUGAAGCUCACACCUUGUAAUCUCUGCUAUUCCUCUUCCUCCUGUACAGAAGGGGAUGAUGUUGGAACUGGUUUGACAGAUGACAUUGAAGACGAGAAUUCGGCCAAUCAGAUUGCUGGCAAAAUCCCAAAUUUCUGCGUCCUGCUCCAUGGAAGCUUAAAAGUGGAAGGGAUGGUGGCAUUAGUUCAGUUGGGGUAAGGGCAUGUGAGGACAGUAACAUAUCACUGCUAGAAAUGCACUGUAUUAGUAUUUUCUAACAGAAAACUAGCACUCAAAUUUUAUUGGAAGUGAUUGAAGGACCACUAUAGUGCCAGGAAAACAUACUUGUUUUCCUGGCACUAUAGUGCCCUGAGGGUGCCCCCACCCUCAGGGUCCGCCGGGCUGGAUGGAGAGGAAGGGGUUAAAUGUACCUCUUUCUCCAGCACCGGGCGGGGAGCUCUCCGCUUCCUCUCCUCCUUUUCGGCUGAAUGCGCAUGCGCGGCAUAGCUUUCCUAUGGACGCUGGCGUCUUCUCACUGUGAAAAUCACAGUGAGAAGCACGCAAGCGCCUCUAGUGGCUGUCAAGAGACAGCCACUAGAGGCUGGAUUAACCCAUAUGUAAACAUAGCAGUUUCAGUGAAACUGCUAUGUUUAUAGAAAAAAGGGUUAACCCUAGCUGGACCAGGCACCCAGACCACUUCAUUAAGCUGAAGUGGUCUGGGUGUCUUUAGUGGUCCUUUAAAUAUGCAUCGUAGAUUCUGUCACAUAUUCCAUGAAUACAAAGAGAAGAAGCCACUUGGAGUGCUGUUUUCAGAUUUCGUAAUCAGUGGCAGCAAGUGUAGGUUUAUUUAUUCGUAUCUUUAUUUUUGUCUUAACAGUUGACAUAUUAUCAUUGUCCCUCUCUUUCUCUCUAGCCCAGAAUGGCAUGGAAUGCUUUACUCCCAAGCAGACAGCAAGAAAAAAUCUAACUUAAUGAUGUCUCUGUUUGAUCCUGGGGUUGAGCCUUUGCCCUGGUUAGGAAAAACCCUUCAACUGGGACCUAUAUCAGGUGAAAAAUAGACCUUAGUCCUGUAACCAUCUGAUCAGUCCAUAAUAUACAAUAUAUUGCAUUCAGUGGAUUGAAGGGACACCGAGAAAACACAUAGAACCCCUGCAUGUAAUCUGGGCCUUCAGGGAGAAGGAUUAAUCUGUGCUUGGGUAGAACUCUUGCGUGCACAGAAAUAGGUCAUUUCACAAACUGUAUCCCAUACUGAAUACUGUGUAAAAACUAAAACGUAUCACUCUGUAUAGUUGUGCCUCCAUAUUCAUGUUUUCUAAUACAGUUUUGUAUGCCAUAGAGCUUCCUUUGUUUUGCUGACACAACUGUUCUUAGGCUGUGCAAGCAAUAAGUCCUUGUGUUACUUGGAAAAUAAAUUUCCAUAGUUUUGGUUUUAUAGAUGCCAAAGAGAAUCCAUACGGAGAGGAAGAUAAUAAGAGCCCAUUUCCCUUGCAACCCAAGACGAAAAGAAGCUAUGCUCAGAAUGUGACUGUUUGGAUAAAGCCUAGUGGGCUGCAGGUAACCUUCUUAUUGGGUUGUACUGGAUAUCAUGUGUUCAAAGCAUACCUAGCUAACGUUAUCUCCCACUCGAUAAUUCAGAAAUACGUUGAACAGUACUGUUUUCUAAUCUCCAUUGCUUAGUUGGUGUGCUACAAAAAUUAAUACAGAUGGAUGUCAGCAGGAUUUUUUUUUAAUUAUUAUUCAAACCAAGACAAACCGCUCACAGGAGAAUAGCCCACAACUCAAAUAGCUUGCCCUUCAGUGGUAUCUAUUCUGAUCUCAAGGUAGUUUUAGGUUACUUGUGCCAUUACAGAGAGAACCUAAAAUAUUUGCAUUUUAUAACAAUCCCACCACUGAAAGUGCAGUUCAGAUCCUAAAAUCCUGGCAGGUCUCCUUUGUACAAGACAUGCAGCACCCCAGAUGAUUGAUCGUUUUAACCUUAGUAAGCCUUGUCGGUGAAGUGUGGCUGAUACCCCUCUAGACCUAGUAAGCAAUGACUCUAUGCCUAUAUUAUACUUCCAUAAAUUGUAUGCUUUACUGAACUGAGUGAACAACUCAUAGCUUUUCCUUUAGUGUGUCCCUGCCAAGGUCUCAAGCUUGUUUUAGCUCACUUGUGCCAUUGUCUCAUCUCUCCAUUUAAAUCUUUAGAUUGUAAGCUUACAGGCUAUCUAGAAAAGUAUUGUGUAUAAAUGAUCUUCAGGAUCCAGAUCUCUGUUCAAGGUGCAGGGUCUUCUUUACCUUUUGUAUUGGUCAUCCCAAUCCCAAUUUUACAGUGCUGCAGAAUAUGUUGGCACUUUAUAAAUGCCUGUAAUUAAAUAAAAAUUAGAAAAUCUAAAUCUUUGUCAUAAUAGACUAAUCCCACCAAUAAGGGCAGUCUUAAUUGUAUGUAUUCUGUACCUAAAGACUGGUAUAUCACACUCCUUUCCUUAAAGGAAUACUAUAGGGUCAGGAACACAAACAUGUAUUGCUGACCCUAUAAAGUUAAAACCAUCAUUUAGCCCUUGCCUCCUAAAUAUAGUAAAAAUCUUAACUUUACUCCCGUCUGCUGCUGCAGGCUCUGCCUCUGAUCUGCCUGCUUGGCUGACAUCAUAAGAAGUUAUGAACUGAGCCAAUCACAAUAUUUUCCCAUAGCAAAGCACUGGAUUGGCUAAGACUGUUAGAGAGGCAUAUCAGUGGCAGAGCCAGCACAAGCCAAAUACAGCUCUGGCCAAUAAGCUUCUCCUGAUAGAGAUGCAUUAAAUCCAUGCACCUCCAUGGGGAAAGUUCAGCGAGACACUGAACUGUGCAGCACUGCCCCAAGAAGCACCUCUAGUAGCCAUCUGAAGAGUGGCCAGUAGUUGUAUCCCUAGGCUCUCUGAAAAGAGUGUUUACUGCAAAAAGGGAAUGAUUACAUUCACCAGAACAAAUACAAUAAGCUGUAGUUGUUCUGGUGACUUUAGUAUCCCUUUAACUGUAUACUUGUGAGCACUGGUUUUUGAACAGGCUAAACCUCUACUUUUCCUUGACUUGGAGUACUCACAAUGACUUCUGUGUUUGCAGCCCUCAAGGUAAAUGGAUAGAUACAAUCAACAGAUAUGACUGUAAAUCAAAUGGCUUUAUAAUAUUGCUUCUGCCAUUUGCUAGAACUUGCCCACCUGUAGAAUAAUAUUCAAAAGCUCACAAGCUGGUAUAUUUCAAAGACAGUUUUGAAGAAAUUUGUCCUAAAUUAAUUCUGUGCCAUGUGUUUUGGUUUGCUCAUAUAUAGCAUUUUGUAUGUUGCUCUGCCAGGAAUUUCAUGUCUCUCUGAUGUAAGAGUACCAUUUAAGAUAACAUUACUACAUGCUUGCGAUUUGAAAUGUGAUCUAGUUCAGUGCACGCCAUGAACAGCCAUCUCUUUAACAGUGUCUUUUUUGCAGACCGAUGUACAGAAGAUUUUAAGGAACGCCAGGAAACUCCCAGAGAAAACUCAGACAUUCUACAAAGUAUGUGUAAUAACUGUAAAUUAUUGUAUCAGUAUUUAGGAAAGUUGUUACUCAGGAAAUGCAGUAACUGUUUCCAUUACUGAUUUAGUGUAAUUUUAAAAAGAGGAAGUGACUAUCUCCCUGAGUUAACUGAGGCCUUGUUGUAUAGAAAAUCAGAUGCAAAUUAAGAUGUCAUUGUUUUAAUGGGUACACUUCAGUAUUAGGCAGCAAGACAGUUAACUUACCAUGCGAUCAGAUAGACCGAAUAGUAAGUAGGAAUCAUUGCCUCUGUGUAGCCAAUACUACUAAGUGAAAGCAUGGUUGCUGCCAACUAUUUUAAUUCUUCUAGAAUGUUUUUUAAUAAAUUUUCCAUACAAAUUGGACAACUUCUUGACUGGUCGAUAUCCCUCUUCUAACAUUUGGUUAGAAAAUAACAUAGCUUGGGGUCUCUAGUACUGCUUACCUUUGGUACCUUCCUUUACAUUCAGUGCUUGUUUUGUCUAUUUCCUCAGGAGUUGAACCGCCUGCGAAAAGCUGCCUUGUCCUUUGGGUUUCUGGACCUGUUAAAGGGAGUGUCAGAAAUGCUGGAGAGAGAGUGUACUCUUCUACCAGACAAUGCACACCCGGAUGCUGCCUUCCAACUCUCACAUGCUGCUGCACAACUUAAACUUGCCAGCACUGGCAGCUCUGAACACUCCGUUUAUGGCCUUAAUAUCAUCCCAUUACAGACUGAUUUUUCUGGAAGAGGCUCUGACCGGCUUUGAAUUUUUCUUUCGUUUGUGCAUUCUGGAUGAAGCAUUUGAAUCCUACCCCCAAAUGUUUGGGAUUAUACCACCACUAAGGAGCUCAAUUCUUUUUCAGGUUUGACAAUUAUUCAUGCACUCAAUACAAUGCUCCUACAGUGAAUAUACUGGCAGUCUUGUAGGUUCAGGCUCACCAAACCUGAAGGAAUAGCAGGCUUCAAAACUAUGGAAUCAUGAGAGAGGUGGAUUUCCAGAACUAUGGGAUGAGAACAUUCCUUUCUCAGUGACCAUGCACUUGCAGUAUCGCGAAAAGACAUAAGUUACAAAAUGUCCCCCUGCAUCAUACGGUAUUAGAUACUGAACACAUUGUCAGAAAACUGGGAUCACCAAUAGAAAUAAAAUUUCAAGCUCCAGACUGAAGAUGGUCUGAAAUGGGUUAACUAUUGUAUAGUCUUUUUGUCCCCCUCUCAAGAGACUGAAAAUCAUUUUGGAAUUUUAUAUGCCCACCCCAAGUGUUUUGUUCUAUUAAUAUAUCCUUGGUAGAAUUUUCCUAAAGUAUUCAAUGUUUAUGGUCAAACAGUGAUUGGUCAAGGACACCAUGCUUUAUUUUUAAAAUCUAAUAAAGAGAAUAAAAUAAAUUGCUUCCCUCU
Molecule: messenger RNA, 13129 nt
Organism: Pelobates cultripes (western spadefoot toad)
Lineage: Eukaryota; Metazoa; Chordata; Amphibia; Anura; Pelobatidae
Source: the annotation of a GenBank genome assembly